UUAUUUUCUUAAACCAGAGACAAUUAUUUACAUUAAAAAAACAACCCUUCGUUUUCUUCAUUUCCAAUUUCAGCCAUGAAUGAAGUGUUACAUUCUCCAACAUCAACACCCCAUUUUUCUCCACCAACCACCACCUACCAAGAACAACAACAACCACCAUCACACUCUUCUUCUUCGUCAUCAUCUUUUUCUUCUUUAGCCGUUGCAAUAAACGAUAGUUUUUCUAACGUAACCGACUGUGACGCAGAGGAGAUCACUGUCACAGAGAGGAAAAGAACAGAACAAGAGUUAUCCCUUUUGGCCAUUCUUGUGACCCUUUUAAGGAAAUCCUUAGUUGCUUGUUCAAGUGAUGGAAGAGAGUUUUGUGCCAUGGAAAUUGGUUGCCCCACUAACGUGCGCCAUGUUGCGCAUGUUACUUUUGAUAGGUUUAAUGGUUUUUUGGGUUUGCCUCUUGAGUUUCAACAUUAUGUUUCCACUACACCUCCUAGUGCUAGUGCAACUGUUUUUGGAGUUUCAACAGAAUCCAUGCAAUUAUCAUAUGACAAAAGAGGGAACGUUGUGCCAACAAUUCUACUACUAAUGCAAAGCCACUUGUAUGCUCAAGGAGGGUUGCAGGCAGAGGGAAUUUUCAGAAUUAAUGCAGACAAUAGUCAAGAGGAAUAUGUUAGGGAUCAAUUAAAUAAAGGAGUGGUUCCAGAAGAUAUUGAUGUACAUUGUUUGGCAGGAUUGAUUAAGGCUUGGUUUAGGGAGCUGCCAAGAGGUGUUAUGGAUUCGUUAUCUCCAGAGCAGGUAAUGCAAUGUCAAACAGAAGAGGAUUGUGCUGAAUUGACAAGUCAGCUACCUCAAACUGAAGCUUCUCUUUUGGAUUGGACUAUCAAUCUGAUGGCUGAUGUUGUACAAGAGGAACAACUGAAUAAGAUGAAUGCACGCAACAUUGCCAUGGUUUUUGCACCAAACAUGACUCAGAUAGUAGACCCUUUGACUGCAAUGAUGUAUGCAGUUCAAGUGAUGAACUUCUUGGCGACACUUGUAUCAAGGACACUGAAGGCAAGGAAGGGUUCUUCUGAUGUAGAAUCAUCAUCAUCUGGAAUAUUUUAUAUGCAGCCUUUUGACAAGAAUGUGGAACGUAGUCUUUUGAAGUCCUUUCAACAACAAGAUGUUUCAACAAAAAAUGAAGUUCUGAUCAAUCAAUGAAUAGAGGCUGUUAUGAAAAGGCCAUUGAUUCAAGAUCAGAAUGGAUAGAAGCCUGCCUGUGGCAGUGAUUCAGUUUUAGUAUUUCCUUGUUUUGUUAGUUUUGUCAAGAAUGUUAUUUUUUUUUUACAAACCAAACUCAUGGUUCAUUUACACACUAGGUUGGCCAAAUUAUCAGGGAAAGAAGUAUACUAGUCCUCAAAAAAUAUUACUUAAAUAGAUAUGACUUAUUUUGAAUACCCAAAGUCUACAUGUGACAUGUAAUAAGUUUUUUAGUAUUAGCAUUACUUUUUUAAUGUUACCCUAUUUAAAAAUA
Cicer arietinum (chickpea) is the source of this 1507-nucleotide messenger RNA. Its product is annotated as rho GTPase-activating protein 1. Gene Ontology annotation, biological process: signal transduction. The record is from RefSeq and is a predicted model, not a curated record. Gene Ontology annotation, molecular function: GTPase activator activity. Lineage: Eukaryota; Viridiplantae; Streptophyta; Magnoliopsida; Fabales; Fabaceae.